Messenger RNA from Drosophila montana, 2828 nucleotides. RefSeq names its product testis-specific gamma-tubulin ring protein 84 (gene t-Grip84). Gene Ontology annotation, biological process: spindle assembly; meiotic cell cycle; microtubule nucleation. The transcript has a single exon. Gene Ontology annotation, cellular component: equatorial microtubule organizing center; gamma-tubulin complex; spindle pole. Bases 180 to 2366 code for a protein of 728 amino acids. The record is from RefSeq and is a predicted model, not a curated record. Gene Ontology annotation, molecular function: gamma-tubulin binding; microtubule minus-end binding. Lineage: Eukaryota; Metazoa; Arthropoda; Insecta; Diptera; Drosophilidae.
CAACUUGGAGAAGUUUGUGCUCAGAGAAAAAACUCUUCAAUUGAAAGCAAAGCAAAGGAAGGAAUUCUGGACAGAAUCCCUUAACAUUUGCUGGAUGUUCAACGAAUACAGCAGCAAUUAAUACACUUUUCCAUUUCAAUCACAAUAAUAAAGAUAUAUACAUACAUAUAUAUUUUUGUAUGGAUUCCGAAGCACCAGAGGACGUGGCGCCGCGAGUGCGUUUCCGUUUGGGCAAAGCCGAGGAUAACGCGCCCAAGGAGGACGCCUUGGAGCGGUCGGCAGAUGUGAAGGAUGCCACGGAGGAAGGGGGCACAGCUGGGCCGGCACGUUUCAAGCGCAAGCUGGGUUCCUGGAUAUUCGAGAGCGUUGGCGGCUUCUAUAUGCCCACGGAGGACAUCAGCAAGCUGCCAAUGCGACGGCAGGAGCAUCUGCUCAUACGGGAUCUGAUCUAUGCGUUCUCGGGUGUGCCCUCCUCGCACAUCCGUCCGGAGAUACCCUUCGAGGAGAUCUCGCAGCUGCGCACCGAUCAGGUCGACAGGGUGCACUUCAAGAUCGAGGAGAGCUUCAGCGGCGCCUUCCGCUCCCUGGCCAACGAGCUGCUGCCCCUGAUCGGAUACUACAUCAACGUGCAGAGCUUCAUCGAGGACACGAUCAUGACGACCGGCUGCGGCCGCACCCUGGGCAGUGGCCUGCACAAGAGCAUGCAGGAAUAUUUCGAGGUGCAGGCCGGGCUCGAGACGCAGCUCCAGGAGCGCAAGCUGGAUCUGCAGCAGCUGGUGCAACAGCUGCGUCCCUGGCUGAAAACGAUGCAGGCGCUGGCCAGCCUGACCAGCCGGGUGCGUCGCACGGAGCUGAACAGCGCCCAGCUGCUGUCGCUGAUGGACGAGCACCAGGCGCACUUCAAGUGCGAGCGCCUCAAGCUGAUCCUCACCGACGUCUCCCACUAUUACAUGAAGAUGGUGCAGCUGUGGACGCAGAAGGGCGUGCUGUACGAUGUGCGCCGCGAGUUCUUUGUCGAGGACACCAGCGCCAGCGACAUGAGCAGCACCCUGCUCUCGCCCAAGCAGUGCUGCCACGCCUACUGGGCGCAACGCUAUCGUCUGCACAUGGAACGUCUGCCCAGCUUCCUGGCGGCGCAUGCCGAGCACAUUUUCCUCGCGGGCAAGUAUCUGAACGUGCUGCGCCAGUGCAAUGUGCAAAUGAAACUGAUGCAGGCAUCGCUCACCUAUGUGCCUCAGGUGGAGGUGGAGGGGGAGGGGGAGGCGUUGGCGGGGGAGGGGGAGGCAGCACAUGUGACGCUGAUACGCAGCAGCUAUGAGCUGCCGGCGCGCAAGCUGCUCGAGCUGCUGGUCGAGGAGCAGCAGCUGCUGCAGCAUCUGAACAAUCUGCAGGAAUACUUUCUGCUGCAGCGUCUGGAGCUGGUGGAGGCCGUGCUGGCCAACUGUGCGGAGCAGCUGCAGUGCAACGUGGACAGCCUGAAGCCGGAGAAGCUGCAGCAGAUAAUGCUGCAGCUGCUGCAGCACAGCACCGAUCCGCACAAGCAUCUGCUGCGCAGCCAGCUGAUGGACUGCGAUGUGGCCACGCAGCUGGCCAGGCGCCACAAGCGUCUGACCAAGCCGGAGACGGUAGAGAAUGCCGACCAGGAGCAGUCCAGUGAGGCGGAGCCGGAAACGGAGGCAUCCAGUGAAGCGGACUCCAGCCGGUUGCCGGCACAGCUAACGCUGAAUGGCUACGAGGCGUUUACGCUGCGCUACGAGCCCAAGUGGCCCGUCAGCCUGGUCAUCCACGAGGAUGCCGUGGAGCAGCUGCAGCUGCUGCAUCGUGUGCUCUUCUAUCUGCACUAUGUGCUGCGACAAAUGGGCGCCGCCCCCAGGCACAGCUCGCGGGCCGAUGCGCUGCUGGAGCGCAUGACCGAGUGCAUCCGACAGCUGGAGCAGCACAUGACCAGGGACAUUGUGCAGCCACGCUGGCAGGCGCUGCUGGAGAAUGCGCAGAAGGCACAAUUUGUCGAUGAGCUGCUCAACCAGUUCCAGGACACGCUCGACCAGUGCCAGCUGAUGUGCCUGCUCUCCGAGCCGGCGACCUUUGUGCGCGCCCUCCACACGCUGGGCCAGCUGUGCCUCAACUUUGGUAGCUUCAUGGAGCGCCAGACGGGUGGGCCGGACUUCGAGGCUGGCGUGGCCGAGUACGAGCAGGAGUUCAACAGCCUGCUCAUCGGCAUCCUGGAUCUGCUCAUCGAGCUGGCGCGACCGAACAGCGCCAGCGGGAAUCUGGAGCGCGAAUCCUGCAAGCAAUUGCUGCAGCGCCUCGAGCAUGUUAGCAAGGAUCUGGGCGACAGUUCCGCCUCCAGCGAGAAUUCGUUUUAGCUUUACUUUCAUUUUAUUUUCUCCCUCUCUUUCUCUGUGUGUGUGUGUGUUUCAGCCAUGCCAAAUUAACCGUGGCCCCAAAAUUCCCAGUGUUUGCCCAAGCAUAAUGCGGCUGGCAGCGCCAAAUGAGGUGUUCCGACUAGCUUGCAGCAAGUUGCAACAAGUUGCAACAGGUUGCAACCAUUUACAAAAAGUUGCAACAAGUCGCAGCAGUACGCAUUAACUUCUCUAAAAUUUAUUUAGAACUUUUCCCUAGAACUAGAAAUAACUUUGGCGCAAUCGACUAAAAUUUAUGAAUUACUCGAGUUCUUUUUAGUUCAAAAAAGUAAAACGAAGAAAAAUAGUUCAGUUGUAGUUAAAUUAACAAAAGUUGAUCAAUUGAAAAAAUAAUAAAAAUAAAAUUGUAAUGUUUACCAAAUAAAAAUUUGCGAUUAGGUCAUGGCUGCAAGCCAAAACAAUCAA